AUGUCUCAAAAUUCCGCCAUCGUUGCUCCGAAGUCGCGAUCGUGGAAGAGUCUGGUGUGGGAUACGUGGGACAAGCCGGAAGAAGAACGGCGAUUUUUGUCCAGGCUCGACGCGUGUCUACUCACAUACGCAGCGCUCUCGUACUUCAGCAAGUAUCUGGAUCAACAGAACAUCACGAAUGCGUACGUCUCGGGAAUGAAAGAGGAACACGGCAACGAGCUCAACUAUAUCACGACCGCGUGGACAUGUGGAUAUGUCCUCGGACAGGUCCCUUCCAAUAUGCUCGUCACGCGCAUACGUCCUUCCAUCUGGAUUCCGGCUAUGGAGAUCGUCUGGAGCGUCCUCACAAUGACGUUGGCGAGCGCGAAAAACUUUGAGACCCUUCUCGUCAUUCGAUUUUUCGUAGGUCUCGCGGAAGCGACGUUCUACCCGGCUAUCCAGUACGUGAUUGGUAGCUGGUACAAAGGUGAAGAGCUCGGUAAACGCAGCUGUAUCUUCCAUCAUCAGGAAAAACCCAAAUCCAUAAUGAGACGUUACUGA
Molecule: messenger RNA, 540 nt
Organism: Epithele typhae
Lineage: Eukaryota; Fungi; Basidiomycota; Agaricomycetes; Polyporales; Epitheliaceae
Product: major facilitator superfamily domain-containing protein
Exons: 7
Coding region: 1-540 (179 amino acids)
Biological process (GO): transmembrane transport
Cellular component (GO): membrane
Molecular function (GO): transmembrane transporter activity
Source: RefSeq, a predicted model, not a curated record